Messenger RNA from Closterium sp. Yama58-4, 8490 nucleotides. The record is from the annotation of a GenBank genome assembly. NCBI's taxonomy places the organism in Eukaryota, Viridiplantae, Streptophyta, Zygnematophyceae, Desmidiales, Closteriaceae.
AUGCUAGCAGGCAUGGAGGGUUGGGCGCGUAUGCUAGCAGAUAUGGAGGAGAAAGUGGGCGACCUCCUGCAACUCACAUUCGAGAGCUACAAGUCUCUCAGCGAGUCAUCCCCUUCAGGCAUCGCCGACUCCUCCCACUCCGCCACCCACCUGUGUUCCUCCCUGGGGCGAUCUCUGGUGGGGGCAGAGGCGGCAACACUGGUGGCGCCGGCUACUCCUCUGAGCCACUAUCCACCUCCCUGCACCCCUCUGUCCUUCCUACCCCAGGCGCGCAUGCUAGCAGACAUGGAAGAGAGAGUGGGCGACCUCCUGCAACUCACAUUCGAGAGCUACAAGUCUCUCAGCGAGGCUUCCCCUUCAGGCAUCGCUGAUUCGUCCCGCUCCGCCACCCACCUGUGUGCCUCCCUGGGGCGAUCGCUGGUGGGGGCAGAGGCCGCAGCACUGGUGGCGCCGGCUAUCCCCCCCGCUGUGCAACUGUUUGGGCUGCUGAACGACCUGCUGCUGCCAGAGGUGCAGCAGCAGUUCUGCGGAUACCUGCAGACAGCAGCGCGGCGGCGGUGCAGACAACACUUAUCAGAGACCGACGAAUAUGUCAACGGCACGGAGGUGCAGGCGGAUAUAGGCAUUCACAACCAACACAUCCUUCCCAGCUUCGUGGAUCUCCCCGAACUGACAGCCAGUGUGUACAUGGUGGAGCUGCAGAGGCGAAUCAACCAAUUCUUGCUGGCGGUGCCACCUCAGCACCCGCUGCCACAUGUCAAGAACCUGCUGCACGCCACUGCGGACGUGGAGGAUCGGCUCAUGCUGUGGGGCGUGGGCAAAGUACCUGGAGGCUUAGACGCAAGGGAGCUGUUCGGAGUGUACGUGGAGGCAUGGAUCAGAGAACGCACCCACACUCUCAUGGACGUCUGCCGAGCUCCCAAGUGUACGUGGAGGCAUGGAUCAGAGAGCGCACCCACACUCUCAUCGACGUCUGGCAAGCUCCCAAGGUGUGUACUGCCCCUACCUACUUUCCUCCUGCCCCUUACCUACUCUCCUCCUGCCCCUUACCUACUUUCCUCCUGCCCCUUACCUACUUUCCUCCUGCCCCUUGCCUACUUUCCUCCUGCCCCUUACCUACUCUCCUCCUGCCCCUUACCUACUUUCCUCCUGCCCCUUGCCUACUUUCCUCCUGCCCCUUACCUACUCUCCUCCUGCCAGUUGCCUACUUUCCUCCUGCCCCUUACCUACUCUCCUCCUGCCCCUUACCUACUCUCCUCCUGCCCCUUACCUACUUUCCUCCUGCCCCUUGCCUACUUUCCUCCUGCCCCUUACCUACUCUCCUCCUGCCCCUUACCUACUCUCCUCCUGCCAGUUGCCUACUUUCCUCCUGCCCCUUACCUACUCUCCUCCUGCCCCUUACCUACUCUCCUCCUGCCCCUUACCUACUUUCCUCCUGCCCCUUACCUACUUUCCUCCUGCCCCUUGCCUACUUUCCUCCUGCCCCUUACCUACUCUCCUCCUGCCCCUUACCUACUUUCCUCCUGCCCCUUGCCUACUUUCCUCCUGCCCCUUACCUACUCACCUCCUGCCAGUUGCCUACUUUCCUCCUGCCCCUUACCUACUCUCCUCCUGCCCCUUACCUACUCUCCUCCUGCCCCUUACCUACUUUCCUCCUGCCCCUUGCCUACUUUCCUCCUGCCCCUUACCUACUCUCCUCCUGCCCCUUACCUACUCUCCUCCUGCCAGUUGCCUACUUUCCUCCUGCCCCUUACCUACUCUCCUCCUGCCCCUUACCUACUCUCCUCCUGCCCCUUACCUACUUUCCUCCUGCCCCUUACCUACUUUCCUCCUGCCCCUUACCUACUCUCCUCCUGCCAGUUGCCUACUUUCCUCCUGCCCCUUACCUACUCUCCUCCUGCCCCUUACCUACUUUCCUCCUGCCCCUUGCCUACUUUCCUCCUGCCCCUUACCUACUCUCCUCCUGCCAGUUGCCUACUUUCCUCCUGCCCCUUACCUACUCUCCUCCUGCCCCUUACCUACUCUCCUCCUGCCCCUUACCUACUUUCCUCCUGCCCCUUACCUACUUUCCUCCUGCCCCUUGCCUACUUUCCUCCUGCCCCUUACCUACUCUCCUCCUGCCCCUUACCUACUUUCCUCCUGCCCCUUGCCUACUUUCCUCCUGCCCCUUACCUACUCUCCUCCUGCCAGUUGCCUACUUUCCUCCUGCCCCUUACCUACUCUCCUCCUGCCCCUUACCUACUCUCCUCCUGCCCCUUACCUACUUUCCUCCUGCCCCUUGCCUACUUUCCUCCUGCCCCUUACCUACUCUCCUCCUGCCCCUUACCUACUCUCCUCCUGCCAGUUGCCUACUUUCCUCCUGCCCCUUACCUACUCUCCUCCUGCCCCUUACCUACUCUCCUCCUGCCCCUUACCUACUUUCCUCCUGCCCCUUACCUACUUUCCUCCUGCCCCUUGCCUACUUUCCUCCUGCCCCUUACCUACUCUCCUCCUGCCCCUUACCUACUUUCCUCCUGCCCCUUGCCUACUUUCCUCCUGCCCCUUACCUACUCACCUCCUGCCAGUUGCCUACUUUCCUCCUGCCCCUUACCUACUCUCCUCCUGCCCCUUACCUACUCUCCUCCUGCCCCUUACCUACUUUCCUCCUGCCCCUUGCCUACUUUCCUCCUGCCCCUUACCUACUCUCCUCCUGCCCCUUACCUACUCUCCUCCUGCCAGUUGCCUACUUUCCUCCUGCCCCUUACCUACUCUCCUCCUGCCCCUUACCUACUCUCCUCCUGCCCCUUACCUACUUUCCUCCUGCCCCUUACCUACUUUCCUCCUGCCCCUUACCUACUCUCCUCCUGCCAGUUGCCUACUUUCCUCCUGCCCCUUACCUACUCUCCUCCUGCCCCUUACCUACUUUCCUCCUGCCCCUUGCCUACUUUCCUCCUGCCCCUUACCUACUCUCCUCCUGCCAGUUGCCUACUUUCCUCCUGCCCCUUACCUACUCUCCUCCUGCCCCUUACCUACUCUCCUCCUGCCCCUUACCUACUUUCCUCCUGCCCCUUGCCUACUUUCCUCCUGCCCCUUACCUACUCUCCUCCUGCCAGUUGCCUACUUUCCUCCUGCCCCUUACCUACUCUCCUCCUGCCCCUUACCUACUCUCCUCCUGCCCCUUACCUACUUUCCUCCUGCCCCUUGCCUACUUUCCUCCUGCCCCUUACCUACUCUCCUCCUGCCCCUUACCUACUCUCCUCCUGCCAGUUGCCUACUUUCCUCCUGCCCCUUACCUACUCUCCUCCUGCCCCUUACCUACUCUCCUCCUGCCCCUUACCUACUUUCCUCCUGCCCCUUGCCUACUUUCCUCCUGCCCCUUACCUACUCUCCUCCUGCCAGUUGCCUACUUUCCUCCUGCCCCUUACCUACUCUCCUCCUGCCCCUUACCUACUCUCCUCCUGCCCCUUACCUACUUUCCUCCUGCCCCUUGCCUACUUUCCUCCUGCCCCUUACCUACUCUCCUCCUGCCAGUUGCCUACUUUCCUCCUGCCCCUUACCUACUCUCCUCCUGCCCCUUACCUACUCUCCUCCUGCCCCUUACCUACUUUCCUCCUGCCCCUUACCUACUCUCCUCCUGCCCCUUACCUACUCUCCUCCUGCCCCUUACCUACUUUCCUCCUGCCCCUUGCCUACUUUCCUCCUGCCCCUUACCUACUCUCCUCCUGCCAGUUGCCUACUUUCCUCCUGCCCCUUACCUACUCUCCUCCUGCCAGUUGCCUACUUUCCUCCUGCCCCUUACCUACUCUCCUCCUGCCCCUUACCUACUCUCCUCCUGCCCCUUACCUACUUUCCUCCUGCCCCUUGCCUACUUUCCUCCUGCCCCUUACCUACUCUCCUCCUGCCAGUUGCCUACUUUCCUCCUGCCCCUUACCUACUCUCCUCCUGCCCCUUACCUACUUUCCUCCUGCCCCUUGCCUACUUUCCUCCUGCCCCUUACCUACUCUCCUCCUGCCCCUUACCUACUCUCCUCCUGCCCCUUACCUACUCUCCUCCUGCCCCUUACCUACUUUCCUCCUGCCCCUUGCCUACUUUCCUCCUGCCCCUUACCUACUCUCCUCCUGCCAGUUGCCUACUCUCCUCCUGCCCCUUACCUACUCUCCUCCUGCCAGUUGCCUACUUUCCUCCUGCCCCUUACCUACUCUCCUCCUGCCCCUUACCUACUCUCCUCCUGCCCCUUACCUACUUUCCUCCUGCCCCUUGCCUACUUUCAUCCUGCCCCUUACCUACUCUCCUCCUGCCCCUUACCUACUCUCCUCCUGCCCCUUACCUACUCUCCUCCUGCCCCUUACCUACUUUCCUCCUGCCCCUUGCCUACUUUCCUCCUGCCCCUUACCUACUCUCCUCCUGCCAGUUGCCUACUUUCCUCCUGCCCCUUACCUACUCUCCUCCUGCCAGUUGCCUACUUUCCUCCUGCCAGUUGCCUACUUUCCUCCUGCCCCUUACCUACUCUCCUCCUGCCCCUUACCUACUCUCCUCCUGCCCCUUACCUACUUUCCUCCUGCCCCUUGCCUACUUUCCUCCUGCCCCUUACCUACUCUCCUCCUGCCCCUUACCUACUCUCCUCCUGCCCCUUACCUACUCUCCUCCUGCCCCUUACCUACUCUCCUCCUGCCCCUUACCUACUUUCCUCCUGCCCCUUGCCUACUUUCCUCCUGCCCCUUACCUACUCUCCUCCUGCCAGUUGCCUACUUUCCUCCUGCCCCUUACCUACUCUCCUCCUGCCAGUUGCCUACUUUCCUCCUGCCCCUUACCUACUCUCCUCCUGCUCCUUACCUACUUUCCUCCUGCCCCUUGCCUACUUUCCUCCUGCCCCUUACCUACUCUCCUCCUGCCCCUUACCUACUCUCCUCCUGCCCCUUACCUACUCUCCUCCUGCCCCUUACCUACUUUCCUCCUGCCCCUUGCCUACUUUCCUCCUGCCCCUUACCUACUCUCCUCCUGCCAGUUGCCUACUUUCCUCCUGCCCCUUACCUACUCUCCUCCUGCCAGUUGCCUACUUUCCUCCUGCCCCUUACCUACUCUCCUCCUGCCCCUUACCUACUUUCCUCCUGCCCCUUGCCUACUUUCCUCCUGCCCCUUACCUACUCUCCUCCUGCCCCUUACCUACUCUCCUCCUGCCCCUUACCUACUCUCCUCCUGCCCCUUGCCUACUUUGCUCCUGCCCCUUGCCUACUUUCCUCCUGCCCCUUACCUACUCUCCUCCUGCCAUUGCCUACUCUCCUCCUGCCAGUUGCCUACUUUCCUCCUGCCCCUUACCUACUCUCCUCCUGCCAGUUGCCUACUUUCCUCCUGCCCCUUACCUACUCUCCUCCUGCCAGUUGCCUACUUUCCUCCUGCCCCUUACCUACUCUCCUCCUGCCAGUUGCCUACUCUCCUCCUGCCAGUUGCCUACUCUCCUCCUGCCAGUUGCCUACUUUCCUCCUGCCCCUUACCUACUCUCCUCCUGCCAGUUGCCUACUCUCCUCCUGCCAGUUGCCUACUUUCCUCCUGCCCCUUACCUACUCUCCUCCUGCCAGUUGCCUACUCUCCUCCUGCCAGUUGCCUACUUUCCUCCUGCCCCUUACCUACUCUCCUCCUGCCAGUUGCCUACUUUCCUCCUGCCCCUUACCUACUCUCCUCCUGCCAGUUGCCUACUUUCCUCCUGCCCCUUACCUACUCUCCUCCUGCCAGUUGCCUACUCUCCUCCUGCCAGUUGCCUACUCUCCUCCUGCCCCUUACCUACUCUCCUCCUGCCAGUUGCCUACUUUCCUCCUGCCCCUUACCUACUCUCCUCCUGCCAGUUGCCUACUUUCCUCCUGCCCCUUACCUACUCUCCUCCUGCCAGUUGCCUACUCUCCUCCUGCCAGUUGCCUACUCUCCUCCUGCCAGUUGCCUACUUUCCUCCUGCCCCUUACCUACUCUCCUCCUGCCAGUUGCCUACUCUCCUCCUGCCAGUUGCCUACUUUCCUCCUGCCCCUUACCUACUCUCCUCCUGCCAGUUGCCUACUUUCCUCCUGCCCCUUACCUACUCUCCUCCUGCCAGUUGCCUACUCUCCUCCUGCCAGUUGCCUACUUUCCUCCUGCCCCUUACCUACUCUCCUCCUGCCAGUUGCCUACUUUCCUCCUGCCCCUUACCUACUCUCCUCCUGCCAGUUGCCUACUUUCCUCCUGCCCCUUACCUACUCUCCUCCUGCCAGUUGCCUACUCUCCUCCUGCCAGUUGCCUACUCUCCUCCUGCCAGUUGCCUACUUUCCUCCUGCCCCUUACCUACUCUCCUCCUGCCAGUUGCCUACUCUCCUCCUGCCAGUUGCCUACUUUCCUCCUGCCCCUUACCUACUCUCCUCCUGCCAGUUGCCUACUUUCCUUCUGCUCCCGCCUACUCUCUUCCUGCUCCCUCCUUUCUUUUGCCCCCUUCAUUGUGUCCCUCCAUCUUCCUCCUCAUCGUUCCCCAACGCAGUGGGCAGUGCUAGCACCCAUGUCAAACCGCAAUGCCACGUCACCAUUCAUGGAGGAGGUGUACGGGGUGAUCAACAGCCUGCCAGUCCGCGUGAUACCCUCUUCUCACCCGCUUCUUCCCUCCCUCCAUCUCUGCACAUCCCUCCUCUACCGCAGUGGGCAGUGCUAGCGCCCAUGUCAAACCGCAAUGCCACGUUACUUGUUAUGGAGGAGGUCGUGCUGCUAGUGGCACCAACCUCUCUCUCUUCCCCUCCCUUCCAUCCUUGCAUCGCAAUCGAAUGUUUCUCCCCACCACAGUGGGCAGUGCUGGCCCCAAUGUCUGAUCGCAACGCCACGUCACCAUUCAUGGAGGACGUGUACGGGGCCAUCAACAGCCUAGAACCGCAACGCCACGUCGCCAUUCAUGGAGGAGGUGUACGGGGCCAUCAACAGUCUGCUGGUGGCACAAUUGUGUCCUCUCCCCCCCUUCCCGCUCCCACAACAGUGGGCAGUUCUGGCUCCAAUGUCAGACCGCAACGCCACGUCGCCAUUCAUGGAGGAGGUGUACGGGGCCAUCAACAGCCUGCUGGUGGCACAAUUGUGUCCUCUCCCCCCCUUCCCGCUCCCGCAACAGUGGGCAGUUCUGGCUCCAAUGUCAGACCGCAACGCCACGUCGCCAUUCAUGGAGGAGGUGUACGGGGCCAUCAACAGCCUGCUGGUGGCACAAUUGUGUCCUCUCCCCCCUUCCCGCUCCCACAACAGUGGGCAGUUCUGGCUCCAAUGUCAGACCGCAACGCCACGUCGCCAUUCAUGGAGGAGGUGUACGGGGCCAUCAACAGCCUGCUAGACGAGCUCGACUCCGUGCUGGGGCGGUGGCCGCAGUACACCCUUCUAGUGGAGGAGCUGUUAGACGAGCUUGACUCCGUGCUGGGGCGGUGGCCGCAGUACACACUGCUGGUGGAGGAGCUGGGAGUGUAUCUCAACACCAUCGAGCGAAUGCUUGAGACCCUCCGCCCAACAGUGGAGCUGCGCAUGCGCAAGUGGGUCGCCAACACUCCCCUUCUCAUCCUCUCCCCCCCUUCCCUCUGCUCUGCAUUUCUCUGUCCCUCCCCCUCAGCUGGGCGUGUAUCUCAACACCAUCAAGAGAAUGCUCGAAACGCUCCUGCUGCUGGCGCCGCUGCUGCCGCUGCUGCUGCCAUGCUAGGGGCGGCGGCUAAGAGAGUGGCUGCUGCUGCUGCUGGGGGAGGGGGAGGGGGAGGGGGGGGAGGUGGGGGAGGCGGAGGGGGGGGAGGUGGGGGAGGCGGAGGGGGGGUUGGUGUAGGGGGACAGGGGGGGAUUGGCGGAGCUGGGAUGGGGGGAGGUGCUGGUGGGGGGAGUGUAUGGGGGGAGGCUGCGGGGGGAAGGGGGAGGGGGCAGGGAGGCGGAGUGGCGGAGGCAGGGGGGAUGGGGGGAGCAGGGGGGGCAGGGGGAGCGGGGGCAGGGGGCGUGGCGGGGGGAAGGGAGGUGCUAUUCGGGGAGAUGCUGAGUGAGGUGACUGUGGAGCUAAGGACAACUUACAGGGCGACCCUGCAGGGUGUGGUGGAGAAACUAUAUGAGAAUACCCAGCUGGGUCGAACCACAUCAUUGAAGCGAGUGCUCAAGGAGGUGCGGCCACAGGCAGGUGACGACAUGACGUCCAAGCUGCAGCCGCUGUCCGCGCUCAUCGGCUCUCUGCUGGCUCAAGCUGACGCAGUGUUGAGCAGCCGUGUCUUCGUGGGCACGGCGAGGGGCCUGUGGGACCGGCAUGGGAGGGAGGUGUUGCACUUCCUGGAGAAGCGGAGGGAGGGAGUGUCGUGGUUCAAGAGUGCCUCCGCUGCUAUCACACUCGAUACUCUGGAUAACUUGUUCACUCAGCAGAUGCAGCGCCUGCAGGGCCACUCUCUCAUGGAGAGGGACCUGGAGCCGCCUCGAGCCAUCUGUGAUGCCCGUGGGGUGCUGUCUAAGGGGGGCGCUCCUGCUGCCACUGCUAGAGUGCACGACUCCCUCUCCCUUUAUUAA